Loa loa (African eye worm) is the source of this 409-nucleotide messenger RNA. RefSeq lists its product as hypothetical. The transcript has a single exon. The annotation marks the transcript as partial. The record is from RefSeq and is a predicted model, not a curated record. Lineage: Eukaryota; Metazoa; Nematoda; Chromadorea; Rhabditida; Onchocercidae.
CUUUAUCUAUACCUUACUUCACUUAUAUUUUACCUUCAUCUAUACUUUACUCCAUUUACAUUUUACCUUAUCUAUACUUCACUUAUAUUUUAGUCUCAUCUAUAAUUUAUUUCAUUUAUAUUUCACCUUAUCUAUACUUUACUUUACUUAUAUUUUACCUCAUCUAUACUUUAUUUCAUUUAUAUUUCACCUUAUCUAUACUUUACCUUACUUAUAUUUUACCUUAUCUAUACUUAUCUAUACCUUACUUUACUUAUAUUUUACCGUAUCUAUACUUUACUUCAUUUAUAUUUUACCGUAUCUAUACAUUAUCUUAUCUAUAUUUUACCGUUUUGAAUUCAUUUGAUAAUAUUUAGUAGUAAAAACAUUUUAAAUAACUUUUUAUUCAAUUAUUUCAAUUUACUUAAAA